AUGUAUCCAAAUCAGCUCAUCGCCGCCAUAUUUAUCCUCUUCCUCGCCCACGACGUCUCCGGUCAGCCCUUCCACAUACGUAACCGUCACGGUGGUCACCGCCAUGGCGGCCAUCACCGAUACCAUUAUCGACGUCCUAUGCUGCCCAGGCCAGGCGCCCACCAAGGAACACCGGCAACACCAGCAGCGCCGAAAAAACCCGACGCAGUUCCUAUUCCGGCAUUACCAUUUACACCUGUCACGCCUUCUCUUCCAGCCACACCAAAAACCCCCGUCACAAUGCCUGCCAAACCACCACCACCACCAACGUCGCUGCCACUCGGAAUAAUAGGUGAAAUAUCGGAGCACGCAAAAAUGUUCGGAUGGGACCCAAUGAAGGUGAUCAAAGGAUGCGGUCCUAGCUGCGACUUGCUCAAAUAUCUUCACAAGCAAGAAUUCCUAAUAGCCCACAAUUGGGUCAGGCUUUUAUUCAAACUGCCAUCUUUCACGUGGGACGAGAAGCUCGAGAGUGCCGCAAAACAAUACGUGAUGCAGCGCUACAAGGACUGCAUGGAUGUUCACUCGAACCUUCCUUACGGAGAGAACAUUUUCUGGGGCCUAAAGCUGCAUUGGACGCCGUCGGACGCGGUGUAUUCUUGGUUCAAUGAGAGCAAAUGGUACGAUUUCAAGAACCUUCAGUGCACGGCGCCGCCCGGCGAGGAUUGUGGGCAUUUUACGCAGAUUGUGUGGAAGGACUCUGUGCGUUUGGGUUGUGCCCUCCAGCAUUGCCAAGAUCCCACUAAGGGUAUGUUGAUCGUCUGCGAGUACGACCCUCCCGGCAACUACGACAACGAGAACCCUUUGGACGAUAACAAUGCCAAACACCACUCCUAA
This is a messenger RNA of Neltuma alba, 873 nucleotides long. Its product is annotated as probable pathogenesis-related protein CaO19.6200. The transcript has a single exon. NCBI's taxonomy places the organism in Eukaryota, Viridiplantae, Streptophyta, Magnoliopsida, Fabales, Fabaceae. The record is from RefSeq and is a predicted model, not a curated record. Gene Ontology annotation, cellular component: extracellular region. The coding region runs from base 1 to 873 and encodes 290 amino acids.